This is a messenger RNA of Didymodactylos carnosus, 1902 nucleotides long. Lineage: Eukaryota; Metazoa; Rotifera; Eurotatoria; Philodinida; Philodinidae. The record is from the annotation of a GenBank genome assembly.
AUUUUCUUACGCAGACUUAAAUUCGGCAUCGUUUCUAAUUUAAACAAAGUUUCUCAAUUGAAACCAUUAAUUAAAAAAAUUAAUUUAAUUUGAAAAAAGUGAAAAAUCGGUUGAGAGCUAAUUAUAAGUUUAGCUGGCGUAGCAGAAACAUCGUAUGAAGUUGUAAAGAAGUGAGAUCGAUAGAGCACAAAAUUCUCUAUCUAGCUACGUAGAUAAAUUAACUAUUGAAUCUCAGAUAAUGGGCUAAAAAUCUCAAAAAAGGAAACGACAAAAGCUUGUCGCAGUCAGGCAACUCCGCACUCUUCAAUAUUUUGAAUAGUGCACAAACGACAAAACUGUUAUCAGAGAUUCAAAUAGCAAGUUUUGUAGAGAAGUCAAUUCUCUAUCGAUUGAGCUUCGAACCAACUCUGUGGACUACCGGACAAUGCCUCAUGAACAACGAAUGAAAGUGUCCGAUUUUAUCUGGACCACCCGAUAUUUUUCAACCUGUACCUUUUUUAUCGGAAAAACAAGUAAACUGCCCCCAUAAGGGAAGACCAGCUGGUCUUCUGUUUUGUUCCGCAAGUCGAGUUUAGGGUACAGUGUUUCUUGCUUCCUGCUUUGACGCUGCGUACUGUACACUGUACAGUAUCACACUGUUGAAGAACAGAAAGAAAAAAGGAAACAGAAACGUAAGUAAAUUCAGAUAAAAGAACGCCUUAAAUAUGCGUUGCAUUAAGAUGAUUGAACUUCAUGACAAUAUACGAUCGAGAAAGAUUUCCUGUUUCGGGUUAUCACCAUUUGAAUGAGCUAACACUUGGACAAAAAACCAAGGAAACGUUCUAAGCUAUUACAGAAGCUGUGGGCUUCUGCUCUUUUUCCAGAAAAAUUUAUUAGGUCACCUAAAAAAAUUUUCAGGUCAUUCGGGUCCAAAAGUCUUCGGUUCGGGUCAUCCACCUAAGACCUGAUUCGGGCUCUGUUAGCGACUAAUACUGUCCAUUAAAAUAUGUUUCAGUCACUGCUGAAACAACAGUAGCAACGACAUCUGAUGCUCCGUCAAGUGCAAUAACAACAACUACAGGUUUGACUCCAAAUGCAUCAAAUAUAACAUGGUUAAUGUCAACAAUUCAAGCAUCAAAUCAAACAAAAAUAAUCUCAUCUAAACCAACAUUUAUGGCUAUUGAUGAUCAAAAUUAUUUUGUUGUACUUGGUUAUUAUGGUAAUCUUGUUCAAAUGAAUAGAACAACAAUGAGCGUCAUUGCUGCAGCAAACUUAGGAGGUCACUCAGGUGCAGUUACUUAUAGUAAUGGUUAUUAUUUUAUAGCAUCCGAUACUCCAUAUCCUUCUAUUUACAUUUAUUCUACUCGAAAUUUAACAAAUUUUACUGCUCGUAUAAAUGGUUCAGCAUCUAAUUGUUUUUUUCGUCAAGUGGCAUUUUUACAAAAUAAUACCAUUAUGGUUGCAGCUGUUGAAACGUUGAAUAUACUUCAAUUUUAUCAAAUAUCAUUUUCAUCGUUUUCAUCAACAUUUUUAUUUUCAAUACCAGCGUUGCACAUUUCUCCAUACAGUUUAUAUAAAGUGAACGAUACAUUCUUGUAUUUAGUGUAUUACGCUGCUGCAGUACCCAUCUACAUUCUAUCAUAUAACAAUAGUAGCAAUUGGACAUUAACAGCACUGAACGCCACACAGCCUGCAUCUUCGGAAAAUUCAACACAAAUAACAAUUGAUUCAUACGGACGAAUUUGGUUUGCUAUCUAUAAAUUUGGUGUGAGAGUGUUUGAUUCCACUGCAUCUGUCUUACUCUAUAGUUGGCCGGUCUCAACUGGAUUGAAGGGGAUACUGUUAACGAAUGAUUACGAGUUGUUUUUAUCUGACUAUGACAACAGCACAAUAUUGCAUUAUAAACCACACAUAAACUCGUAG